This is a messenger RNA of Pristis pectinata (smalltooth sawfish), 2717 nucleotides long. It is a transcript of the gene mgat1b, whose product is annotated as alpha-1,3-mannosyl-glycoprotein 2-beta-N-acetylglucosaminyltransferase b. The transcript is spliced from 3 exons. The record is from RefSeq and is a predicted model, not a curated record. Gene Ontology annotation, molecular function: alpha-1,3-mannosylglycoprotein 2-beta-N-acetylglucosaminyltransferase activity. NCBI's taxonomy places the organism in Eukaryota, Metazoa, Chordata, Chondrichthyes, Rhinopristiformes, Pristidae. The coding region runs from base 965 to 2296 and encodes 443 amino acids. Gene Ontology annotation, biological process: protein N-linked glycosylation. Gene Ontology annotation, cellular component: Golgi apparatus.
GUGCGCGCGGGCGCCGCGCCGGGCAGGAGCAGGAAGAGGGGGCGCGGGGGGGGGCAGAGGUUACACAGCGAGAGCCCCCCAAAUGACAGAACGAGGUGUGUGUAGGCUGGUGUGUGAAGAUAAUCGCCCUGAAUGCUAGCCAGCUGCUUCUGUUCUGCUCCGAGCACCGUGCUGUAAAGUGAGCAGCGCAAGUCCUGACGUGGCUGGGGAGAACCUCUUGGCCACUGAAGCCUGGGACUGCCUCCGUCCUCAUCCACCUGCCAGCUGCAGGCAAGCAGCAGCAACGCAAAGCAAAUGAGCAACUGAUGGCUGAGGACUAACUGUUCUCCACUGCAGAGGCUGGAUCUUGCAGGAUAGACUGUGCGGAGAGAGGAUCAGCUGGACACUGGGUGAAUUUAACAGCUCAACAGUUUGAUGAAACCCUCCUGCUGUGCAUGCCCGUUGUAGAAAAGCAACUCCACUUGGCCUGUGCCCACUUAAACAUCCCAGAAGGAAGCCACACCACUCAGAAGCACCGCAGACAUUCAGGAAUUCAUUUUUUUCUUCUUGGGGGUGGCAAGAAAGCCAGCACAAGGAGUCCUGGCUCAUGCAGCGAACAAACAGAGCAAGCGAUUUCCUGACUGGGGAGGGCCCUGGACUAAAGUGACACAUUUCCUCUUUGUCAGGGUGAGUGGGUAAAAAUCCAAAGCUGCUAAAGUGCAGCCAACAAAGAGCAAAGUCAGCAAAGUGCGCACAUUCACAGACUAGAAUUGUGAACACACGGGACCGCUGAUAGCCCGGUCAGAGCAACACAAUACAAGCCCGAGAGGGUGGCUCUGCUCCCCGCUUUGCGUUUGCUUUUGGCGCCUGGUGAGCCCCUCUGACAGUAACAUGAGCAGAUAGGAUCGAAGUCACAUUUCCUGGUUGAUGGAGUUGGACUGAGGCCAGCGGGGAACCCGAGCAGCCCCAGGCCGGGGGGGGCAAGAUGAUGCUGCGCCGGAGCAACGUGGUGGUGUGGGGCGUGCUGCUCUUCAUCGCCUGGAACCUGCUGCUCCUCCUCUUCCUGCUGGCCCGGCCCCCGGCGGGUGGAGGCAGCCCGGACCCCGAGGAGCUGACCCGCCAGGUGGUGCGGGUGGCCGAGGAGGUGGAGCAGGAGCUGGAGGUCCAGCAACAGCUGCUGCACCAGAUCCAGGAGCACCAGAGCCUGUGGCGCCAGGGCAAGGGGGAGGAGCAGCAUCCCGCCGCACCCCCUCCUCCCCCCACCCCGGACCACCACCGCCCACCCCCUCAGGACAGCCCGCUGCCCGUGCUGGUGAUCGGCUGCGACCGCCCCACCAUCCGCCGCUGCCUGGACAAGCUGCUCCAUCACCGGCCCUCCAAGGAGCUCUACCCCAUCCUGGUGAGCCAGGACUGCGGCCACGAGGAGACGGCCCGGGUCAUCGCCUCCUACGGCGACCAGCUGAUGCACAUCCGCCAGCCGGACCUCAGCGACCUGCCCGUCCCUCCGGAACACCGCAAGUUCCAGGGCUACUACAAGAUUUCCCGCCACUACCGCUGGGCCCUCAACCAGGUCUUCCGCACCUUCAAGUACAGCGCCGUCGUGGUGGUGGAGGACGACCUGGAGGUGGCCCCGGACUUCUUCGAGUACUUCCGUGCCCUCCUGCCCCUGCUGCGGGCCGACCCCAGCCUGUGGUGCGCCUCGGCCUGGAACGACAACGGCAAGGAGCAGAUGGUGGAGACGGGGCGGCCCGAGACUUUGUACCGCACCGACUUCUUCCCUGGACUGGGCUGGAUGCUGCUCAAGUCUACGUGGGAGGAACUGGAGCCCAACUGGCCGGGCGCCUUCUGGGACGACUGGAUGCGGCACCCCGCCCAGCGGCAGGGCCGCUCCUGCAUCCGGCCCGAGCUCUCCCGCACCAUCACCUUUGGCCGCAAGGGGGUGAGCAACGGGCAGUUCUUCGACCAGCACCUCAAGUUCAUCAAGCUCAGUGACCGCUUCGUGCCUUUCACCCGCCUGGACCUCUCCUACCUCCGCAAGGAGCGCUACGACCCGGCCUUCACCCGGCAGGUGUACGGCGCGCCGGCUCUGCGGGUCGACGAGCUGCAGCGCAACGAGCGGGCGGAGCUGGGCGCCGUCCGCGUCCAGUACUCCACCCGCGACGCCUUCAAGGCCUUCGCCAAAGCCCUGGGUGUGAUGGACGACCUCAAGUCCGGGGUGCCCCGGGCCGGCUACCGAGGCGUCGUCACCUUCAUGUACCGCGGACGCAGGGUGUACCUGGCGCCGCCCAAGGACUGGAGCGGGUACGACCCCAGCUAGGGUUAGCCUGCGGCCCCCGCGCCCUCCUCCCCGAGACUGCUUCAUUCCCACUGGGGUCCCCCACCUCCGCCGCCUCUCUCUCUCCUGGUGAGAGUUGAGGGAAAUCCUCGGCAGAACAAAACAAAGAUGCCUCCCUGGUCGGGUGUUAACAGCCCUCCUACCCCCUCUCCCCCCCUCUCCCUACCCCACCUCUAUCCCCCCUCUCUCCCUACCCCACCCCUCUCCCUACCCCACCUCUAUCCCCCCUCUCUCCCUACCCCACCCCUCUCCCUACCCCACCUCUCCCCCUCUCUCCCUACCCCACCCCUCUCCCUACCCCACCUCUAUCCCCCCUCUCUCCCUACCCCACCCCUCUCCCUACCCCACCUCUCCCCCUCUCUCCCUACCCCACCCCUCUCCCUCCCCCACCCCUCUCCCUACC